This is a messenger RNA of Daldinia childiae, 1056 nucleotides long. RefSeq names its product U6 snRNA phosphodiesterase. Gene Ontology annotation, molecular function: 3'-5'-RNA exonuclease activity. Gene Ontology annotation, biological process: U6 snRNA 3'-end processing. The record is from RefSeq and is a predicted model, not a curated record. Lineage: Eukaryota; Fungi; Ascomycota; Sordariomycetes; Xylariales; Hypoxylaceae. Gene Ontology annotation, cellular component: nucleus. Bases 1 to 1056 code for a protein of 351 amino acids. The transcript is spliced from 2 exons.
AUGGCGUUGGUAGAUUACUCUUCCUCUGACUCGGAGCCUGAAGCUGGGGAAGCGGCAUCUGCGACUAAAAGGCAGAAGACAUCGCAUGGCGGGACAUCAGUGGACUCAGCUGCGCUCCCACCGCUCCCCGAUGCGUUUCACGACCUAUACGCGUCUACCGUGCGGGUGAGCACAUCCGACGACCCAACGCUGCAUCAGGGCCGUAAACGCGUAAAUCCGCAUAGAGUCGGUAGCUGGCCGAGCCAUCUAUAUAUUGAGUGGCAUCCCACAACCCCCCAGCGCAAUGCUCUCUCCACCUUGCUUUCAGAUCUCCAGAUAGCACUCACGCCGCUAUCAGUGAGUAUCACGUCCUUCCUGACGUCGGACCUAGACACUCCGCAGCCGCUGCACAUCAGCCUAUCGCGGCCCAUCGUGCUGAGCACAGCGGAGAAAGAUGAUUUUCUAGAGCAGCUAAUCGCACGUAUCAAGAGCAGCAAUGUAGAGCCUUUUGAUCUCGCGCCACGGGGUUUGGAAUGGCAUCGCACGACUGAGUCAGAGCGCUCGUUCUUGGUGCUUAGGGUGGGAAGUUCUGCUUCUGCCCCGGAACCUGCUCCUGCCCCCACAGCUGGCGGAGAGGAGGAUAGCAAGAGUAAUGAACGGAAAGGAAAAGGUAAAAGGAAGGGGAAAGGGAAAGGAGGAGAAAGCAGCUCUAAAGCAGAUACAUCUACCGCCGACUCCUCAAAUAACCCACCUCCAUCUCCAACGCAGCAGCCGCAUAACCCAGAACUAGCAGCGCUCCUGCAGCGAUGCAACGUUCUUGUGCAAGAACACCAACAACCACCUCUCUACGCCUUCUCCGGCGGCAGCGACGACGCCUUCCACAUCUCCAUAGCGUGGUCCUUCGCCACACCCUCCUCCGACGUCAAGCGCCAUACCGAGCGUGUAUUCGCAGCCAGUCCGCAAGCCGAAGUGCUGGCGAUGCGCGUUCCGGUGCGCGGUGUGAAGGCUAAAAUCGGGAACGUGAUUACGCAUGUUGAGCUGCCGGUGCGUGGGAAGAGAGGGGUCGGGGAGGGAUAG